AUAAUAAUCUUGGGAGUUUUUUUUAUAGUCGAAAGUUAAGUAGGGGCUAAUUUGAAAUAUUUAAAAGACUCGCAACUCUUCCCAUAUAUAUUACUGAAGUCCCCUCGAGAGACGACAAAUAAAUCUCACGGUUCUCUGCUCGUCACCGCCGCCAUCGGAGAAAAAACACCACGUCGCCGCCACCAGUACACUUCAACAGUUUAUCAAAUUAAUCAAAACAUACGAAUUCCAACGGUUGGGAAAAGUGUAGUAUAUAUCCUGGUUCCAACACAAAAACUUCGUUUUAGUUUCCUUUUCGUUAUGGAGAGGACAGAAGAGCACACGAGAAGGCGCUCAAUUGAUAGGCUCAGCGAUUUGCCGGACGCAAUCCUCUGUCACAUCCUCUCUUUUCUCCCAACUCAGAAAUCCAUUUCAACAAGCGUUCUCGCUAGAAGAUGGAGGUAUCUCUGGGCUUAUGUCCCCACUUUAGAUUUCCGCCACGAGAAUCAAGAAAUCAUCGAAAGGGUUAUGAUUUUGCAUAAAGUGCAAACCAUUAGUACUUUUCGCCUCUUCCACUACUCUGACUGCAGCAACUAUCGACUGGAGACAUGGAUUACCUUUGCCAUAGCGCGCAACGUGCAGAAGCUUCAACUUCUUUUCCAUCUAACCAAAUCCGCUUUGCCUCGAUGCCUCUUCACAUGCAAAACCCUUGUUGAUUUGAGGCUCAACUAUUUCGGAAUCAUACCCAUGAGCUGCCCCGUGUGUUUGCCUCGCCUCAAGAUUCUCCAUCUGAUCUGCGUUCAAUACGAGGCCGAUGAGGCCCUCCCUCGCCUGCUCGCCAGCUGUCCAGUGCUCGAGGAGUUGGAAAUCGAAUCAUGCAUGGAUUCGUUUUCUUCUAAAAUAUCUUCACCCACAAUCAAGAGGCUCACCCUCAGUUUUCCGGCCCCUGACAGAAGCAAUAACUGCUACACGCUAGAGAUAAAUACUCCCGCACUUGUUUAUCUCCGGUUAGUUGCUGGUGUGCACGAUCAUAUCAAAUCUGGGGCACUGACCUCCUUAAUUGAAGCGGAUAUCCAUUUUUACAAGGUUCACAAACAACGCGGUUUUGAUCGUUUUCGAUAUGUGCCGGAAUUCAUCAAUAGGCUCUGCAGUGUGAAGUUUCUCAAAUUAAAUUUAGCAUAUUAUAAGAAGGUUAUGCAUCAUCUCAAUUGUGCAUGCAUUUUCUUUACUGAUGGUAUUUAGUAAGUGUGAUCUUAUUAUAGCGUCUCAAUUGUUGCCGUGCAUUUUAUUUGCAGACCGUGGAUUCUAAAUUCUCUUUGUGGACCACGAGUAAUUUUCGUAACUUAACGAAACUUGAAUUGACUGCUCAUUGCCGUUUUCUUUCCGAGUUCCUCGCAAAUGCUGAUAAUCUUGAAAUCCUUAUUUUCCAGGAGGUUUGAAAUUUUGAUGAUGCAAUAUGCAAAGUUCUUAGUUGUCCUGUUUUACGUCUUCUUUUCUCUUCUCUUGACAUAAUCGAGAUCCCUUUCUUUUUGUUGUUGUUGUUGUUGUUGUCAUCAGUUCUAUAAAGAAGGAGGCUGGAUCGAACCACCGCAACGAAUGGCGACAUGCAUAUUAUCACAUCUUAGAGUAAUAAAGCUCGUCAACGUCAAAGGUAAAACGCAGGACUUUGAAAUUAUAAGAUAUCUUUUGAAGAAUGCUAAACUGUUGGAGAGGAUCGAAAUAUCACAUCCCGUAUACCGUGAUACCAAGAAAAGGGCUCGUUUGGUUGGUAGAAUUGGACUGUUUGAACGAGGAUCCAAGGCAUAUGAAAUUGCCUUUGUGCCUAUUAAUCGCGACGGGGCUGCAUCGUCACAAAUUCUGAAGUAUAGACGUCUAAAUUGAACUAACAAACUUGUUGCAGAAUUGCUUUAGUCAUCUUUACUUCCAAUUUAUGUUUUCUAUAAUGUGAUGAAAAUACUAUCUCUGCACAUCUUUGUUUCCUUAAUUGAGGCAGAUAUCUAUUUUCCCCAAUUAUAUCAAGAUACAAGUUUGAUUGAGAGAGAGAGAGAGAAAAAAAGUUUUAUGG
Molecule: messenger RNA, 2044 nt
Organism: Erythranthe guttata (spotted monkey flower)
Lineage: Eukaryota; Viridiplantae; Streptophyta; Magnoliopsida; Lamiales; Phrymaceae
Source: RefSeq, a predicted model, not a curated record